This is a messenger RNA of Stomoxys calcitrans (stable fly), 372 nucleotides long. RefSeq lists its product as uncharacterized. The record is from RefSeq and is a predicted model, not a curated record. The transcript has 2 exons. NCBI's taxonomy places the organism in Eukaryota, Metazoa, Arthropoda, Insecta, Diptera, Muscidae. Bases 1 to 372 code for a protein of 123 amino acids.
AUGUAUGAUCAAAAUGACAUAUUUAAUGCCGAUGAGAUUGGUUUGUUUGGUUUGCCGAACAAAACACUAACAUUCAAAAAUGAGAAAUGCUAUGGAGGAAAACGGAGCAAAGAGAGAAUUACUGUCCUAGUAGCAAAUUUGCUUAAAUCUAUACGAAAUUUAACCACAGUGUGGAAUGCCGUUGAAAGACCAGAAACAAUUGCCAUUUGUUUCAAAAAGGUAGGAUUUUCUAAAGAUGGAAUAGAGGCUUAUUGGGAUGAGGAAGAUUUUCUUCUCUUAGCUGAUUUGGCUGCUCUACAGGCUUCAUCUAGGAAUGUAACGAACGUUGAUGCUUCAUUUGAAGAUUAUUUCAAUGUUGAUAUUAAUGUGUGA